This is a messenger RNA of Meloidogyne enterolobii, 492 nucleotides long. Lineage: Eukaryota; Metazoa; Nematoda; Chromadorea; Rhabditida; Meloidogynidae. The record is from the annotation of a GenBank genome assembly.
AUGAAGAGACAUUUUGAGAAGAAACAAAUUUCAAUUGUUGAGAAACUUUACAAACAACACCACAAACAAUCUUAUGCAUCAGCUGGUGGUUUUAAUAGCGACGAUGACGAAUUAGAAGAAAGGCGAGAACAAAUUUCUGAAGCAUUACAAAAAAAUCAAAAUAAACUUUACGAACAUUUGAGUCCGCCUGAACUUUGCUUAGAUUGUAAAGGCCCUCUGUUUUCCGAUGCCUAUUUGUGGAAAUAUUUUAGUCAACCAAUUUGUAAUAAAUGCAGAGAAUUGGAGAAACACAAAUUAAUUACUAGAACAGAAGCAAAAACUAAAUUUUUGUUGACUGAUGCAGAUUUGGACUGUCGGAAACCGCCACUUCGCUACAUUUCUCGGAAAAAUCCACACAAUCCACGCUAUGGAGAUAUGAAAUUAUAUUUACGUUCACAAGUAAUUUUUUUGGUAAUCCUGCAGAAUCUGGGAGACACCUUAAAAACAUCUUAA